AUGGCAGAAAUUCUUCGAACCUUGCGCUUCCGGCUCGCUGGCCCACUUGAGGACUACUUUGAUCUUGUAGUUGCCACCGGGAUUGGUAUUUUCUUUGCCACUUUGAUAUUCUGCAAAGGGGCUACAGUCGCGGACUGCGUGCACCACCUUGGAGAUCUCCAAUACAUCAGGGCUAAAAAGCAAGAAAUUAGGUUCGGAAACAGUCUGAGAUUUCGGGGUGACGAGAUGGGGACUAAAGGUCCGAAGCUCUUUUUUCAACACGGCUCAUUCACCUUAUCUCCUCAUGGGCCACAAAGCGGCCAAGCACUCGACGUUGAUGCUGAAAUCGAGAAGUUGUGGCCCGGCUCAACGGCCCGGAUCGUUGUCGAUUUGCAGCCCCCGUUCGGGAUCCAACCUGUGGAAGUCCCGGACCAUGUUCUCGUUUCCCUCUUCUAUGUUGAGCUCCCAGAAAAGCCUGUCUUCUACUCAACCUCACCCCUCAUCGUAACCGUGGUUAUCAAAUGUAGGCUGCAGCCCAGCCCACAUCUUGCUACCCUGCUGCUGCGAAUGCGGACGGAGAGCGUGCAGGUGUACUUCAAGGGGGAUGAGCCGACGAGAAAGGCAGACUUUUGUGAUGAUCAUGCGUGGAACGGGAUAAAACAGGGAAAUCCAUUCUUGCGCCAAUGCCACUUACUCGUGCGGUCUCUCACAUCGGUAAUUGACAUCAGAAUGGAUAGUAUUCUUGGGAAAGGGCGUGUACCUCUGAGUCACAGUCCUUGGACGUUGUUGGAUCUAGCACAGUUCGGAGGUCAGAACCACAAGGAGGCCGAGGCUGUGGCAGUUUUAGACAAGAUCAACCACAUGGAGGAUAGGCUGUACGGGCUCCGUAUGGGCUGA
Messenger RNA from Diaporthe citri, 876 nucleotides. RefSeq lists its product as uncharacterized. Bases 1 to 876 code for a protein of 291 amino acids. The record is from RefSeq and is a predicted model, not a curated record. Lineage: Eukaryota; Fungi; Ascomycota; Sordariomycetes; Diaporthales; Diaporthaceae. The transcript has 2 exons.